Armigeres subalbatus is the source of this 896-nucleotide messenger RNA. RefSeq lists its product as uncharacterized. NCBI's taxonomy places the organism in Eukaryota, Metazoa, Arthropoda, Insecta, Diptera, Culicidae. The record is from RefSeq and is a predicted model, not a curated record. The coding region runs from base 36 to 782 and encodes 248 amino acids. The transcript has 5 exons.
CAUUUUUAUUUACACAAGUUGAUAUUUCCGAAGUUAUGUCAUCGAGUGACAAAGCGUGUAAAUAUAAGGAGGAAAUAGAUAAUUUAAAAAGGUGCCUGAAUAACUCACACUUAGAGGUAAAAUUCCUAAAGGAAGCGCUGAACGAAAUGGCCCUAUCAAAACAAUGUCUGAUCAAUGACUUGCAUCAAACGAUAUUCGUUAACGAUAAACUUUCCAGGAAAUUGGACAGACAAAGACAUUACUUCACAGAGGAAAACGAAUUGUUAAAGUUGGAGAUGGAGCGCUUAAGAUUGUAUCUGCAGUCCAUUCAGAGAUCGUUACAUGUGUCCACCCGCAAAUUGGCACGUCACACGCGCGGCUGUGCCGCCACCCGGAUUCGGAUGGGUGCGAUGUUCCUCCGGAUGCGGUCUACUAAGCGCCAGUACAAACGAAGAUGGAACAGCUACCAGCAGAUGUGUCUUCAGUUUGCUGCGUACAUUCGAGAGCAGAACUGCUAUAUGGUGGACGCGGUUGAGGCAAAGCUUAGCAACGAGAGUAUUACCGCCUGCCAUCGGCAGUAUCUGGAGCUGCUGACGCGUUGCUCUCAGCUGUUGCAUGAAAAUAUGAACCUAAGAUUGCUGGCGUCGAACAGAAGGGACGAACAUCAGCCAAGGAGCGACCGGAUCGGAGGAGGAGGAGUGGUGGGAACAUCUGAAGAGGAACGUGGUACAAGUGGAUCUGACGAGACAGUGUUUAGGACGUACAUAAAGGGUCCUCGAAAGCAACGUUGUCAGUCAGUAUGAGUUUCGGAAAUGAGGACUUGGAAUAAAAGUAUGCUUCGCCAUGUUCGAUGACAAUGAAUGAAAUUUUCGUGUUUUGUUAGAUAUUUGAAAAUAUAAAUAAUAAUAUACACUCAU